Messenger RNA from Porites lobata, 14593 nucleotides. Lineage: Eukaryota; Metazoa; Cnidaria; Anthozoa; Scleractinia; Poritidae. The record is from the annotation of a GenBank genome assembly.
AUGAAGCCACACAUCUCUGUGUUAGGAAUUUCUAGAUUUGUCCUUAUAUGCUGUGCACUUCUUUUCUCGUGGGCUAAAGGAGAUAAAACGAACCGAAGAUUCGUAGGCCUUCCAGAAUCUGGGCAGAGAGUAAGCCACGAUGAUACAAGUGAAAACAACAGAACUCUGAUUAUUCGCCACAAUUUACCAGUAAGUCAGGUAGUUCAUAGUUCUGAUAUUUAUCCUCAGUGGCAUGCUAACCUCUUUUUUCAGGCCCCCCUCUCUCUGAUGCAUGCUGCUGCUAAGACCAGCAAACGUUCCCGAACUCGAAGUGGUAAAAUGUAUUUUCCUUGCUGAGUGGCCAAAAACCUCACCCUCUUCAGGCCAGCGGAAUUUAACCUAAACUGCACCGAACAGCAAAGCGCCCAAUCAAGUUAAAGAGCAAUGUCAUGAAAAUUUGUUUGGACAGAGCAGUUACAAAGUAGCUCGCUCGCCCUAUACAACUCACGUUUUCACAAAUCAGAACUGGCAUUUCUAUGCAAACAUUGUAACUGAUUCCCAGCGUAUUUUGCGUUUCCUGUUUAUUUAACAUUGAAGGAUGAUGUUAAGUGUCAUUUUGUGCUCGUGUUUGAAGUUUUCUGCCGUUUCAGACUGUUACAAAUCACGCAUAUCUCCAUUGUCCAAAAAGAAAAAUUGCAUAUGAAGAUGCGUUGUUAUUUCUUGACAGGGGAAGAUAAUUUUUCACGAGAGUAAUGAAUUCUGGAUUGAACUUCAAACGACCAUCCCCGGCGGACAAGUGAAUAACUCCGAGGUGAAGGCAACGUACUCUUCCUUUGAUAACGAGACUAUUUUACUGCAAGUGGUAAGUGCUUCGCUCUAUAAUGAGCCAUUUUAUUCCAGUCUGUGCAAAACUUGCUUCUUAUACCAAGAGAUCCUAUUAUUGCUCUUGCAUAUACUUGCCAUUCAGCUGUACUGUCUUCAUAAAAGACACCGUUUCUUUGUACCGCCCCACCAGUCUGAGCCAGUCUGGCUUUGUAUUUCGGUCAGCUAGGUUACUGGCAUCGAAGGUUGUUAUUCAGUACGAAGAGGUAUUCCCCCGGGUAUUCCCUCUCUGUAUGAACAAUUUUAAAACUUUUCUGGUUUUAGUAAUGAGACUGUUAACGGGGAUGGGACAUAAACUCAUCGCCUAACCCACAACCUGAAGGGCCAGGCGUUGCAAUUCGUCCGGCCUUUCAUCCAAAAUCGGCCAAGCAUGGUUAAACGCAUCAGGGACCGAGGUCCCAACUGGUACCGCCUCCAAGAUAACCAAGGCACGCAAGAGGCGAGGUGAGGUGAAGUGAUGAAUGAUUAACCACCGUGUUCCGUGACUUACGAGAUUGGAUGCACGAUUUGAUGUACACUGUUUUUUAAUAUUCUAUUUUUUUCACAGUACCACCCUAUUUUGCAAAAGCCUGUUGAAGCCAAUGAAAAGGACAAACUUGUAGUUAUCAUUGUUAGCAGCGUGGGUUCUUUUGCUUUCCUCUGUAUCAUAGUCUCCGCGCUCUGUUAUUUUUGUUAUUGGAAGAAAAGGAGAACGUUAAAAGCAGAUGGAACUACGAAAGAGAUACCUGAAGGUUGGUAAAAAGAGAAAACUUUUCUUUCUAAGAUGAAUUAUUUUUUCCCAAUUAUGACCGUUUCUUGAAUUGAUCAAUAAUUACCCAUCCCCCUCCUAGCAAAAAUCACUCUCCUUUAGUUGAAGAUCGAUUAUUCCUUUGGUGAAAUAAACGCCCCUAUCAAGUGCUAAAGGGGAAAUCCCGUCUCCUUAUAAUUAUCCCAAAAGCUGGGGUAAAACGGGCAACAAAAAAGUGGAACGUAUUUUGCAACGUUGCAGCAAGACGAGUUGAAAAGCGAUGUUGCGCGUGUUUCCACCCACGAAUCAAACCUGUCAAACAGGUUUUCAGAAGUUCCGUGAAUACCGACUGAUUGUAUAGAAUAGACCUUUUUACCGAUACGGCGGACAUAUUGAAUAAGUUAAUUUAAGGAGUAUUAUGGGAUGCCCAGGGGACAUGAGCACAUUCCCUUUAGUAUUUACAAGCGCCUUUCGGGGCAUUCUUUCUUAAGAGAAAAAAGAUCGUUUUCCGUAUUAGGAUGUUAUAAUGAUCGCCUUUUUCCCGAGAAAUAUACGGUGAAAGACCUUAUUUCUAAUACUAAGCGAGUACAACGGAUCUUGUUCAUGCCCCCCUUAAAUCGAAUCAAUUCAAUAUGGCCGCCGUAUCGGUAAAAAGGUAUAUUAGGGGCCGACCAUUUAACUCUUGAGGGAAGGGGCGGGGGGAGUUGGGUGAUUUCUGGUCAUCAAGAAUUUUUUUUUCUAGCAAUCCUGGUGGGCAGGAUAAUUUUUUUCCCUUUUUUUCCCCAUAAGCUUUCUAUUACAUUUGCGCUGCAUCCAAUUUUUUUCUUCCGUCAAGCGCUUGCCGGCCCCUUACGUAAGAGUCACUCAAUACGCGGGAGUGACGUCACUUGCUACAACGAUAAAACGCGCAACAUAUACAGAUGUUGUUGCAUAAAGAAGAACCACUCUCUACCUUAUGCAACAACUUUACGCAACCCGCAACAACGUGAUUUGUUGCAAUGCGUGUUUGAUUCGUAGGUGGUAAAACGCUCAGCAUUGUUUUGCACCUCGUUUUAAAACAAUGUUGCAAAAAAUGCUACACGUUUAACGUUUUUGUUGCUCGUCUUCGCCUAGAUCACUAAGACGGAUAUCUUUGAAUUGAGCACGGGUGUCGGUCUUAGAGAAGUGUCCAACUGAGAGAUGGCUUACGAAAUGGCUUAAAAACGGCAAGGACCAAUUCUUGAUCUCUGUUUCACUUUAAGAUGGUGAACGUCCUGUAGAAGUGUCCAUUUAUCAGAGAAUUUGCAUCGCCCCUGGUUAUGAGAGAGAUUUUUUAAAUAGAAUCACGUUUACGGCAAACGGCAGAUUAAGGUUAAUGGUUUCUUAGAUUAGAAAAUAAUCGGGGAAAAUCGAUUGUACAAAAUAAUUCUUAUGGAUGAAACUACUGUAGCAUGAAACUUAAUAAAAAUCAAACGACAAAGGAAGGGAAAAUGUGGUCACGUGGUGACGUUUGCCGUUUGUCGUGAACGUGAUUCCAAAAGUCUCCUUUAUUUAACGAAAUACACGUCAAAACGUUUGUCCAAAUGUCAGUUUAUCUUGCCAAAAGAAAGAGUCGUUUUUAGCUAGUUGCAUCGGAAGUCUCUAUUCUUGUUUUCUUCAGAAAAUUCAACACCCGACAGUGGUCGUGUCUCACAAGCUAUUUUAAGAAGAAGCCCACCUUCAGGAACUACUCCGUUUAUGAUAGUAGCCGUUUGCGCCUGCGUAUUACAAGCCCAAUUGCAGCCCUACAACGUGGACAUUAACGUUUUCUUCCCCAAAGGAUUUUUGCGCGCGGAUUCCAAAGUGUUCUUGCAGUCAGAGAAUAAUAACGAAGUCCGAGUAAUAACAAACGACACAAGUUUAAAAAUCAACGUUUUUGGUAAGCUUUUGAAUUAAUUAUUGUCUGUGCACUUGUUGUUGUUGUUGUUUUUAAAUAAACGUACACACAUGAGGCCAUAGCUUGGGUACGGUCGCCCCUCCUAUCGGCGAGAUUUUGUUUGGGAGGAAGAGGCGGUUGCACACAGCCUACAGAGGCCCUUGUUCAAGCAGAAAGAAUAACCAAUGCUUCAGUUUUUGUUCUCCGUCUCUUGUUACAGCUUAGGCAGAUAAUACAACCCUGAAGUCUCAGCCUUGAUCUCCCCCACCUGAUUUUUCAAGUACUAAUUCACGCUGGGUUGGUUGAAAAAUUGUAGAGGUUGAUUUUUGUAUUUUCCGUGAAAUUGUUACUAUUUUUAGAAAAGUAAUUGACUCUUGAAAAUACCAUAUCUUUUUAAACCAAAUAAGCUUUUUAAACCUUUUAAUUUUCACAUUUGGGCUCUUCCCUGGUUGCUCUUUAAAUAUUGCUUACUUUUUUGUUAUAAAGUUAAUCAUCUUGCUUAAAUUUUCCGGCCGAAAACCGUUACAAUCAAAAAUCAAAAACUUGUGAAAAAAACUUGCAAAGGUUUAACUCAGCCGGAUAAAAAUUGCAAAACUAGUUAGCUUGCAGCUGAUCGUUUGUGAUUGUCAAGAUCAAGCCGACUAAAAAGGUAACCACAGCUUUUUACCCUACCUUUCAGAUGUAGCUGAUGCUGGCCUCGUUUCCAAAAAUCGAUGCUCAGCUAAAAACCUGACAUGUGUCAAUGGAGCCUGUGAUCCAUUGGCGGGAAAAUGUGUUUGUCCAAGAAAAAUGAGAGCUAAGAAAGAUAAAGAAGGACAAACACGCUGUGUGUAUAGUAAGUUGUGCAUUGCUGAUAACAGGAGCGGAAGGAUUUACUGUUAAUGAAUUCAUCAUUUGAAAAUUAAAUCCUUUAGUCUCCUCCAAUCUCAGAUUCACAUCUUCAUUCUUGCAUACUUGAUUCUGGAACGAGGUACAUUGUAUUUCUCCGUAAUAAGUUGUUGAUACCGAAACAACAUUUUGUUCCCGUACAAGUCAUUUUGGAAUGAGUUCAUUCCGGUUUUAAAUAUCUGAAUAAAAUUCACGUUCUGGUAUGAAAAUUAAUUCCUUCUUGUAUUAUAUAUGUAUACUGAAAACGAACUUUUAUCUCGGACUGAAUACUGGACAUCUACUCUUACAGGAAUGUAAGCGUAAAUUUCGUUUCCAGAUAGCGGCAACGACCUAACGGAUUGAAUUUUUAAAAUAGUCAGGUCAUUAAUCAAAUCUAUGGGGGUAGCGUACCGUGCUGGCUUGACAGUAAGACGAUAACACUAUCGCAGUAACGCUGUUGCAGGACCAUGGUGUGAUUGGUUUUUGGUUUUACAGGCUUGUGCUAAUUAAUCAUAUUUUCUGCUUUUUAAAGGGUGCGAUGAAAAAUGCCAGAAAGGUUUCUUUGAAGUGUCCCCGUGCAACCAUACUCAACCCGCUGUCUGCAAAAGUAAGUUGAAUCACUUGAGAUCGUUUGAUUGGUAUAAAAAAUGGCUUGCUCUCACGAAAAGCAGAAAGACGUUGGCGUUGCCUUUAAAGAAAAAGCACCUAAAAGUGGUUGCUGGGCAUUUGUUUGAGUAACUGUAAUAUGCUCGGCUGAUAAACAGUAUUUGGCCUUUUUAUUUUCAGAAUGCAGACCCCUGUGUAGCUUUCAAGAAUUCGAGUCCGCUCCAUGUGCUGGAAAAACAGACAGAAAAUGCACCGGUACGUCGAAAUAAGUCAAUUGUGCAAUCACGCCUGACGCCGGCAUUGUACCCUUAGGGCUAUCCAUUAAAUAUACACACCUUCCCCCACCUCCGGGCGCAGUUUUCUGAAAAUUUAAACCAAAAAAUGGAGUUUCUGAAGGUUGUAGUACUGAAGACCAGAUUUUCUGAGGGGGAGUAGUAGAAAAGCCGAAAAAAUAAAAAAAUCUAUCAGGACACAUCACUCACAUUUUCUGAAGGAAUAUGUGUUCAGCAAUUCAUUUUUCUGAGCACUUUGGGGGGAAAAUAAACAUUUUUCUGAGAGCUAGGAAAAUUUCAAAGUAGUUCGUUUGACGGAAUGGUUAUAUUUAAUGGAAUAGCCCCUAAUUUAUUCAUCGGUAUGUAUUGUAUUUCUCAGACAUUUCUCAACUUCCUCCAAUUAAAGUUUCUUCAAAUGUUGUCCACGAAGAUGUUCUGAAGGUGAGUACUCUAAAUCAUCACCAUGUAAAUUAACCGGCACCCCUCUCCACAUUCCUUUACGUAAGAACACGAUCAAUUCCUGUGAGGUACUACUUUUCAGUCCCGAAAGUUGCGGAAAUAAUUUGAGAAUAUCGGUAACUGUUUUCGGGAUGAGUGCGUAGGGAGGAGUCAUUAAUUGCAGGACUGCUAAGCUCAUUUUGGUUACAUGAAUAUUUUUGGAGGAAACCUUGGAGAGGAUUGGCUGAACUUAGCCUGCAGAGCAGGGGUGUUUUAACGAAAGCUUAGGGGUGCAUUGACCGCGGUCGCCAUCUUACAUGUAAAAGCAGUUGAAAAACAAAGGAAGGUGGGACGGUUUCAACGUCCAAAGUGGCCGGAGAAUAUUUGUAUCAUCGUUCGCACAGCAAAAUACGCCUGCUUUGCAGGCUAAGCUGAACUUGAACAAUCCGUGAGUUUAGACUCUGAACCUUAACCGGAGCUCUAAAACUUUAUGCUGGCGAAGUAACCUGUCACUGAAGAGGAGCAUAGCCUAUAAGCUGAUGUUUGUGCCAUUUCCCGUCUUUUUUAGCGCUCUAAUUUCUGUUAAAUGUUUUUGUUUCCCUCUUUCAAGGUCAGGGAUGAUCCACCGGUCAGUCAAGUUAUAUUAAACAUCUCAAAAGACUCGACAACGUGGCUAAACAGAACAAGUGGCCUGGCAAUUAAGCUAAAAAUGUUACGAGUGGAUUUCAGUACGACAUUUAAAGAAGUCAACCAUGGAGUUAACGAUAACGACAUGUUGUCCAAAGACUACACGUCGCAAGCUGUUUUGAGAAAUUUUUGCGGUUCUCCUAUUCCAGAUUUUUAUAACAUUAGUGUGCAAGAAUCCGUGGAUAAAGUAAGGUUUAUCAAGGGCCAUCCGCAGUCACCUUGCCCUAGUUAUGACGGUAGCCCGUCCAAAAUACCAGUUACGAGAAAUUUACUUUCCUGCAAUGGUGCCGAAAAUCCAGUUUUAAGGCUGUUUGGGGAGAAGAGCUCGCCUGAAGACCUCUGGAAGGAAGAAAAGUCUCAAGAAUGCUACAACAAUAAGCAGAGUUGUGCCAACUGUAGAGAGAGGUGCACAGCACUCUCGAGAAACGACCCAAUAUGCAAUGUUACAAAAGAAGAUCUCCAGCGUGAAAACAAGCAGGAUUAUGGCGAGCACUUCACGUAUUGUUUUGAUUGCUGCUUUCAAGCGAAUUGCAUUUGUAGUAACUGCCCAUGCUCUCUGUACAACACUUCAUGCCUUACAUCGCAAGUGACAUGCGUUGAAGCCAAGCAUUUUACCUUUCCCAUUCAACCCAUUUUCCCAAAACUGGGAGAUUUUAAGUGCCACGUUGAAAUUUCACGAGGUCCCGUGUUCGAGUUGGAAGCAUCGGUGUGGAAAGACAAGGCGCUCUUGAGGAGAAUUGAAACCAGCGAGAGAAACAAUAGUCAACGCGCUGGAGAAGGACGUGAUUAUGGCUUCAUGGUGUUGACGCGCCCUUCCUUUCUGAGAAACGACAUAACAAAGGAUAUCCUGAUAAGCGGUAAGGCUGGUGACAAGAAAUUUAAUGUGGGGUUGUACAAAUUGGAGGAAGAGCUGUCAGCCCAAGGUGCCACUCGUAGGCUUUACAUUCAACCGAAAGAACCGUUUAUAAUCAACUCAAAAUCGUGGCCCAAAGAAAACUGCCAAACCAUGGAGACGGACAAUUUUAUCACCAUAAAACCGAGUGGAUCGAUUAACAACUUUCAGAGUUUCUCCAGUCUUACAGCAAAGAUCGCUUACGAGCACAACGAACGAGUGUAUAAAGUUUAUAACAACUCCGGUUCACAUUAUGUUCAUGUUGAGCUGCCUCAGGGACGUUCUGUGUUGAAAUACGCGUUUCCGGAAACGGUGGUGUUGAACGACCGGUCUUUCGCUGGACGGCUUUUAAAGAACAGAACAUUCUGGACCAUCCGUCUGACAGGACGCGUUAGCUCGUGCCCAGGAUUUUUCGUGGUGAGGUUGACGGACCAAGAUCGCCCGGAUGUGGAAGUUUAUCAUUACGAUGUUGGUAAGUUGGUGCAUGUGAACCUUGGACAGUAUAUAUUGUAGCUCAAGCGGUCAACAGUAGCGAUGAAAAUGUGAAGAGAAGUGACAGAAAUGCAUUUGUUAAAAAGGCAUGAAUUGAUGAAAUCUAUUUUACAGGCGUUUCGAAAUAAUUUUUUCUUCUAAAUUGUACUUCCUUCAUGGAAGUUUUAAAUUUUAGGAAAACUGACAUGUGUUCGCCUGGGCUGAAAAUAUUUUCUACCUUUUUUCUACUAAGUAUAAGUAGAAGUGUACUGUUAUAGCUGACCAGAGCACUGAACUUCAAAUCUGAAACUGACACUGCCCUUCAGUUUUACGAACACUGAAGAGAAAUGCAUUUGCAGAAACACAUGAAACCGAUCUUUUAAGCUGAUCAUCGUACACGAUUCGAAAUCUGAUAAUACCCCGGGAGCAGUUUUGGCGAUAAACUUUGUUCCUAAUCGCUGACAAUACAUUUUUUCACGAUGCCCACCAUCUUUGCACGCGCUUAAUGACUGAUGGGAUAAAAUCGGUGUGGUCUCUAAGGGGGGCAAACAACUGAAAAAAAUGCCAACGCAAGAAAUUACGGUUGAGAUUGUUUAUUCUAGAAAACAGAAAAUAAAGAACUUUACAUGUUGAAGACAAUGGCAAAUUAUGAUUGGAAGUGAUCAAUGUUACUUUUGUGGAUGCAGUAGCGACCGUAGAUGUCCUCAUAGCAAACAAUAAUGACGUAAAUCUUGUCAAAACUUGAACUAUAAAGUCUGCAUGAUUUCAAAUCGUCGUCACGCUUUAAAAGAAUAAACAAACUUCGACCGCGCUUACUCAUAUUGGUAUUUUUUUUUUCAUUUGUUUGCCCCCUGAAAUACCACCUAUUUUAUCUUAUCAAUUUAGAGCGGGUGCAGAGAUGGCGGGUAUGGUGACUGAAUAAAGUCUAAUUGACUUUUCUUUUCAACAGCCAUAACGACGGAGGACUGUUCAUUUCUUGUGGAGUUUCAUCUUCCAUCAAGUGGAGACACUAAUUCUAUCGACAAACAGUUCGUCGUACGACUGACAGAUUCGCGCAAAACCCUGAAGCUUAUUCUUGUGAGUCCAAUGGGGAUACCCGACAUCGUAAUUCCGAACAUUGACGACGACUUUGACCUCACAAAACUUGAAGUGUUAAUUCCUUUCAGCAGUGCCGCCGGGGGGAUGAUUAUAGUACUGAUUGCAAUCUUAAUCUACGGCUACAAAACGCGCCCAAAAGAUGCACACCACCGCGAUCGAGACAACCAACUCCAUUUCCGACAUGUGUUGUUCGUCGUUUGGUUUGUCGGUAUGAGACUUUUGAAAAGUUUCCUCCUGACAUUGACUGUGUUUUCCGUCAUCCUCACUGCCAUUCACUAUACAAACGUAAGGACCUUACAAAAAUACAGAACGUUUCACGAAGAACAGAAAGACCUGGAGAGGGCCUUUAUGAAACAGAUGGACACACACAGGGUACAAGAAAUUAACCGCCAGUGGUCAGUUCUUGACAAAGGAAAGCUGAUCUGCGAUCAAAAGUUAAAAGAGCUGAAUAUGUUUCUGGAGAAAUAUUUCAAAGAGAUGAAAGAAAGGCAGGAAGAGGAAAUGAGAAGAAAAUACAUUAUUUUGGCCGCUAAACAUCGAAUCGAUAACCAGUUUAAAGAGGCGAGAGUGAAAUUUGAAAGAGAGAGAAAGCGGAUGAACGAACAAUUGUCAUCUUACUCCAGAGAACUUAAUUCAAGGCUGUCACAGAUCCAAAACAAAAUCGAGAGUAGUUUCUGGUUAAAAGCAGCACGCGGACUGUACAAAGUUUUAAACGGAAUUGCGAAGACUUUUGGAAAAAGCAUGAAACCUUUUAUCCGCUGGGUUGGUCUAUCAGUAAGUUUUCCGAACAUUCACGUCAGCCUGCCAUCUUUCGAUGAUCUUUUCGACGAUUUCGCCUUGAGCUCCUUAACUCCCCACGAUUCAGAAUCAAACUCCUCUUUUAUCGAAGAUGUUUUCAAAUCAGAUACAAGAAUAAGCAUCAAGGAAAUAUCCGUCCCAGAACUGAACAUAUCCAGUCCUUUUAGCAAAGGAAGGGCCAAAGAAUUGCUUGCUUUGGACUGGAUCGUGCAAUUGUACCAGAGCGGAAUGUUCACCGUCAUUUUAAUAGUUUUGGACAGUUUGUGGUUUAUCUAUCGCCACAGCAAAACGUAUCAACUCGCUGUAGUACUUAUUCACGGCUUUCCCAAGAUCUAUCAGCUGGAACAAAUACAGAUGAAAGAGGAAAAAAAAGAAAAGAAAAAGAAGAAAAAGGAAGACAAACUGCAACAGAAAGCGAGAAACGAAAAUGACGAUGGGAAUGAGGAAAAUUCUAUUGAGAAGCAAGAAAAAUCCAGCAAGGGGCAAGACAAAAUAAAUGGGGAAACUGAGAUUCAAGAGCUAGAACAUCUACAGGAGGAAGAGGAAAAGAAAGAAAAUUCGAAAAAGAAGAAAAAGGAAGAAAAGCUGCAACCGAAAGGUGCGAAAAAAGCGAGAAAGGAAAAUGAAGAUGUAAGGACGAUUGAUGGUAAGGAAAAUUCUCUUCAGCUGCAGGAAAGAUCUGGCAAGGGAAAAGACAAAAUAAAUUUGGAAACUAAGAUUCAAGAGCUGGAUCGUAUACAGAAGGAUCAGGAAAAGAAAGAAAAGAAGACAAAGGAAGACAACCUCGAGAAGAAAAAUGCGAAAAAAGCCAGACAGGAAAAAGACAAAGGGAAGGCGAUUGAUUGUAGCAAAAAUUCGAUUGAUCUGCAAGAAACGUUUAACGAGGGCAAGAACAAAAUAAAUACAGAGAGAGAAGAGAAAACAACAGAAUUUCGUGAUGUGACUUCCGAACAAGAUGUAAAUACAAAACCCACUGAAAAAGAAAUAGUCAAUGAACAAGAUGAAAUCGAUGGCUCCGAGACCCCGAGGAAUUCCAGUAAGUUUAGUGAAGACGAACCUAAAUGGAAAAAGGGGAUUAACCAUGGUCUUAAAGGAGUUGAUCUACUAAACACAGCAUUUGUUAAGUUCCUUGUCAAACUCAAAGAACUGAAUUAUCAGGUGAGUUAAGGUUUUGUGUUUUCAGACAGGGUUCGUACAGGUUAUGGAAAACCUGGAAAGUCAUGGAAUUUAGGAAUUUCAUUUUCAAGGCCUGGAAAGUCGUGGAAUUUAAUUGUCGGUCCUUGAAAGUCAUGGAAAUAUUAAAGUUUUGUUUGGUAGAUUAGAUACUGCAGAUGGCAAAGUAAGGAUAACGUAAGAUAAAGAGGAGUAAUUAGACUGCGCGAACGGCACGCAUUUUGAUGGAUGCCAGAGUUUGUUUCUGUUGAACUGUUUUAAAAGGUAAAAAAAAAAAAAAUACUCAAACAAGUAAAGUUUUGAAAAUUUUCGAAAGUGACAGCUAAAUCUUAGGUCAUGGGAAACUAGAAAAGGUCAUGGAAAAGUCAUGGAAUUUGAAGAACUCAAAAGAGUACGAACCCUGUCAGAUGUACUUACCAAGGACUCGGUAAAAUGCGCAGCACAGAUGCGAGGACUGUAGUUUCAUCAGUCGGUAACCCUCAUUAUAUACACGAUGAUGUUGGGUCGACUGAUCAAUAUGCUUGCCGAGAACGGCCCAUCCUACCAGCAGAGCCUCUUUCUGUCUUCUUGAGUGAGGAGGAGAAAAGGACGUUCUACCUGAACCGCGUCAAACCUUUGAGGUCGCCACAGCCCCCAACUUUUGGACAAGUCAAUCUUGUUUUUUAAGUCGUCAAACUGAUUUUUUCGAUUGCGAGCAUCCGUUUAUUACAGCAAGGAGCUCAAAAGUGUGACUGCUUUUGAUUUAUUCACAUACUGCACAUUCUUUCGUGCAGAUUCAAUCCAAUUAGAAGUCAGCUGGAAACUGCCCUCGUCUUUUGAUUGGUUAAUGUUUGCAUGAAAGAAUUUGAACUAAUUAAAGGAGGUCACACUUUGAGGCACCUUGCUGUAUUAUUACAGCAAGGUCAUAACUGAGUCAUAACUGAGCCCGCUGUUCCAAGCGCGCGGCUGUUAGGCCUGUGUUCGAAACUAAAUCCUAGGAACAUUCCGCGCAUGCUCGACAAAUAUCAUACUCGGUUCAUGCAGAGUCUUUCUCGAGUACGACAAAAUCGAGUAAUUGAAAUUAAGUCUCUGCUAGUGGGGUGAGGACAACCUUAACAUAUAUAAAACAUGAAACGUUCCUGUCCAGAGGAGGGCCCAAAACGAACUAAACAGAUCAUUUUCUGACAUUUUUUCUUCCUUAGAUCAACAACACCAAUCUGGUUCCGAUGUGCGUGCUCUCGGUGAUUGCCAUUUUGUCCGUAUAUGUUGUCAUAGUAACCGCUAAACACUCCAUGAACGUGGAAACGUUGGAAGUGGUUGGAUAUUUCGACCUCAAGAUGGCACCUCUGCUAACAAUGAGAAAGAUUGUCAAUACACGAAUAACUUCGAGUGCGUUUUUGGUUAAUGAGGUCCACAUUCCCUACUACGAGAACAGGUAACUGAGUUACGCGGGGCACCUAGUUCUAGGGUAUUUACCAUUUACACAAACCACCCGAGUGGAAAUCAGUGACGGAUUUAGGGAAGGGGCCCGAGGGGCCCGCCCCGUCCCCUUAUUUUUAGACCAAAAUGAGGCCCGAAGGACCGAAAAAAGUGGUCACCAUAAGCCCCAAUAUCCACAUACAAAUUCUCCAAACUGGUCUCUAUAAAUUUCCAUAAAAAAAACAAGUUGAGAGAAUUUGGUAGAAGAUCAAAGCAUUUUCUCUUAGGUGAUUAUUUUAUCAAUUCUCACAACCUUUUCGGUUGAUUGUGUAUUGAUAUAGUUAGGAGAGAAUUGACGUUGGUCACUUUUGGGACUUAAAGGGUUAAGUGGAUGAUCAAUCAAAAUGAAGUUCGUUUGUAGCGUAUGUAUUAGGGCAACAAAUAAGAAUUGAAAUGUUUAGUCCCAUGUAAGGGAAUCCAGGACAGUCUUGGACUCUGGACUCCACGCUGUGGAUUCCGGAUUCCAGGUUCUGGAUUCCAGUCUUUUUCAGUAGAGCUUGGAUUCUGGAUUCCAAUCUUUAGUGGGAUUCCGGAUUCCCUGAGCUGUAUUCUGCAUUCCAAAACCCAGGAUUUCGGAUUCCACAAGCAAAUUUCCCUUACACAGAGUGGAAUGUUGAUAUUAGGGUCUGAAAGGUUAAAUAACUCGCCCAACGAACUACCCUAUGGUUUACAAGGAUGCGUGACUAGGUACGAAUGCCUUUAGGGAAGUAAGCCCGGGAUUACAAAGUCGUUCUACUUUUGCAAAGAAGCAUAGAGGUAAACAAAUAGAAGACAAAAAACUUUAUCACUUUUUAACGAAGUAGACUAUUCUGUCAGAAUCGAUUUUGUUUAGUCCUCUCCGCGCGCUUUUGAGUUUACAAGGUUGCGCUGUCUCUGCUAAAUCUGCCUAAUGCCUAGAACGGCUUCUUGUCAGCUACCCUUUUGCUUACCGAGAAUGAUACAACGUGCCGAACUGAGAGAGAACUUCCUUCCAAGCUGAAAAAGCCCAUGUUUUUAUCCUUUCAUUUCCAGGGUGAAUGCUAGGAUUGCUUUUUACAGGAAAAAGGCUAAAAUGUAUCAAGCAUACCAAUGCUCUAAGGCUGACCUGCACAAUGAGGAGUAUUGCUCGUGGAGAGAACAAGAAAGUUGCCAAGGAGUUGGUGCUUAUAAUCAGGGCUUCCUCGAUAACUUGACUCAGUUUGAAUGUAACUUAGAACCUGUCUUGGCUCAAAGGUGAUUACCGUAUUUUUACUCCUCCUCCUUCUCCUCCUCCUCCUCCUCAUCAUCAUCAUCAUCAUAAUUAUCAUCAUCGUCAUCAUCACCAUCACCAUAGUCAUCAUCAUCAUUAUUAUCGUCAUCACCAUCAUCACUAUUGUCAACAUCAUCAUCUCCAUCAUCAUCACCAUCAACACCAUCUUCAUCAUCGUCAUUAUCAUCAUCACCAUCAUCAUCAUCGUCGUCGUCUUCAUCACCAUAAUCGUUAUCAUCUUCAUAACAUCAUUAAUUCACCUUCAUCGGAAGCAACAUGAACAUGCUGCAGCAAGCUAAAGCAUCAUAAUCCACGUCAUACCUCUUUGUAAAUUCAGUCAUCAUGAGUUUCCUGUUCUUCCGUUGCCUAGCCAACGGAGGCGAGUCUGAGUAAUUAGGGCACAUAUGUAUUAAAAAGUGACUAAUGUACGGUGGAGUAGAAGCUUGGAAACCAGAUCGUAAUGAAAUUGCGGCGAAAAAAACCGUAUUUAUGUCUCUUGAUACCUAAGUAAAGUUCUUGAUUAACAGUUUUCUUUAAUUUCAGAUUCAUCAAGUUCGACCGAUUCCGCUAUAAAGAGAGGCACAAGAAGGUGAUAUCACCUUACGUGGCUGCUCUCCAAGGUCUCAUCCUGGAUACUUUCUACAUGAUCUUAAUUGUUAUCGGAAUUUUCAUCGUUUUCAAAAUCCUGGGCAUCGCUGUGUUCCUGUUGCUUAAAAAGUUUGAUCUUGUACGGCAAGUAAAACACUACCAGACCAAUCAAGACCUCACUAGAGAAAUGGCUGUUCCCCAUUGCAUUAAAUAUCCCUCAUCGGAACAAAUCGAAAGAGAGAUCAGACCCAUUCAAUUGUCUGAGGAGAUGAGAAGAAAAUUUGGCCCUACUGUCCGAGAGGGGUACAGCACUCAGUGGGUCAAGUAGUACAGUCUGUUUCUCUGCCGUACACGCAAUCCAUGAUUUCAUAUAACGUAUUCUGUAAAUACAACAAAGUCGAUUUAUACUUGAGACGAAAGAUGGGACAUCGUACAAAUUGGUCGAGGGCGUGAUAGAUUUGUCUUAUUUACAGUUGAACCUCUAUUGAUUGGGGGACACAUUCUAUUUAGUGGCCAGUUACUGGAUGGAAUCCCG